AUGAUAUCACAGAGCCUUGAUCAUUCUCCCAACAACACCAACCACGACAUUGACGGCUAUUCCCGAUCAUCAAUCCAUAGUAACAAUGAUCAGAAAUCCCAACCUUCGUCUUCGAAGAACAAUUCCAAUCUCGGUAUCACAAGCGCCGGCUUAACGAUAUCAUCUCCACACAAUAACCACAACAAUAAUCAUACGAAAUUGUUGAUCCACAAUGACAAUAGUUCUCGUUCACAAAAACCUCUCAAAAGAAAUUAUUUUGGAAAAUCACACAUUAUUAAUAUUCAUAUGAGACCUGAUUUUGAAAAAAUUCUUGAACUGGGUGGAUCUGUUUUGGAAUGUUUUCGAGAGUUUGCAUCGAGUCAACAUGUAUUGGAAUCGUUGGAUUGUUUGUUGGAUAUUAAAAAAUAUAAACAAAUGAUUUUGAAAUUGCAAAAUGAAAAUCAGCAAUGGGAUGAGUCCAGAUCGAGUUCUUCGAAUACUUCGGCGAAUAGUGAUGAAAUUAGAUUGUUAAAUAAGGUAGAGAAUGAUAAAGUAUUGAACACAUCACAGCUGUCAGAAGUCAAUAUGUUGACUCCAACCACCAGUUCUUCACCAACCUCUGUGACACCUCAACGAAGCUCUGUUAGCACUUCCACGAACUCCAAACACUCCAAACGACCAUUCCUUACUGAAAAUUCUAACGAUAGAUCUUCAAAAGAAGAACAUGCCUUUCAUUUCGCUCAUGAUAUUCUUAAAAAGUAUAUCAAAGAAGAUUCCGAAUAUGGAAUUAAUAUCGAUGGCCUGACACGUAACAAUCUUCUCAAGCAUAAUUUAUUUUCUUCUGUAGAAAAUUUUAAACAAGUUGGAAUUUAUGAAUGGGAGACGGCUUUGAGUAUAUUUAAUCAAGUGGAACUUCAAUUAAUUCUGUUAUUGAAAUCAGAUGUUCUUCCUCGAUUUUCACAAUCUGAAAAGUGGCAACAUUUCGUUUUACAAAACGGAGAACUUGCAGAUUCAUGCUGUUAUGCAGAAGAUCUGGAGCGAGUCGAACGAUUGAAAUUUCGAAAACAGGAUUUCAUGAGAGAAUAUGUUUCACAAAAGGAAAUUGAUUUUUGUGAAAUGGCAGCAGGUGACAUGUCAUGCUUACAACACAUGCUUGGAACGAUCGAUUUGAGUGUUUUCAUUAGUAAGGGACAUCAAUUUGUGGAUAGUGAAGAUGUCGGUGUGGGGUCUUUUAACUUUGCAAAAGUUGUUGGAUUUUUACCAUUUUCAGCUGAAAUUGUCGUGUCAGCACAAUGUUCGACAUUUGCCACUAAAAAGUUUCUUCCCACGACCAAAUACGAUGCCCUUUCUGAGGACGGAAGUGAAGAUCCCUUUUUGAAAAAUUGUGAAAUGAUCGAUCCCAUGACAACAAAUGAAAAAGAUGCAUUUCCAAGUUGGUGGGUGAAAUUUAAUAUUGAAUAUCCAAAUCCUUUUGGAAUGAGGACGAGUUAUGCUGCAGGUUCUGUGUUUUUUGUGAAUGGAAAAUACAUUACAGUGAAUAAGGGAAUUCUUAAUCCUGAAAAAUUUCCUAGUAUUUAUACCUAUUUGAAAAAGAAUGGUAAAUUAACAUCAAAAAAGACAACCAAUGCUCUCAUGACAAGUAUUUAUGUGACCACACCAGUUUCGAGAGGACGUUGUCACAAUGUUCAUUUUGCAAUUAUUCACACAAGUGGUGUCUUACUGAAUUUCAUAGCUGGUCGUUUAUACAAACACAACAUUAGCAAAAUUAUUAAUCAAGGACAGCAAACAACCAUCAAAGAGAUUCUCGAACUUAAAAAGGAUCGAUAUCAAAAUAUUGAAGAUGGUUAUUUGAGAGCUCGAAAAUAUCUUGGAUUGACACUGGAGAAGAUGGGAAAACGACUUGAAACAGAUUGUCCAUUUCCGUCAUCAUUUCAACAACUUCAAGAGUUUGCAGAUAUGGAAUAA
This is a messenger RNA of Naegleria lovaniensis, 1944 nucleotides long. RefSeq lists its product as uncharacterized. The transcript has 3 exons. The coding region runs from base 1 to 1944 and encodes 647 amino acids. The record is from RefSeq and is a predicted model, not a curated record. Lineage: Eukaryota; Heterolobosea; Eutetramitea; Acrasida; Naegleriidae.